AUGUCAGUUCUUAUAAAAUCCGCAAAUAUUGUCGGAUUUUUAGCAUUAGUAGCUAUAGCAAUCUUUGUAGUACUUCAAAAUUUAAAUUAUUUCUCAAUUAGUAAUAGUCAAAAUACAGAAAGUGGUAAUGCGACUAAUACUACUGAAACUUAUCUCACACCUCCAGUAUAUACUUUUGGGGUUUGGUUUUUGAUUUUCCCGUUACUUCUUGGUUUCAUUAUCUACCAAUGGUUCGAUGGAGAUGAUGGUGCUGUAGUUAAUGCUUUAGUUAUUCUAUCAAUUGUUGGUUUAUUCAUGGUUGAUUUUUGGUGCCAUGACAAUAUUUUUGCUUUUACUAUUAUCUGGAUAUUAAUCGGUGUUGCUAUUAAUAAUGUUGAAAAUUUGCCUGUGUAUACAGUCUCUUUGGCCGGAAUUGGAUUAAUUAGUGGUGGCAUUUUUAGAAAUUGGUUUAAAUUUUCAAGAGAAUGGUAUAGUGCUUUCAAUUUCGUCGAAACUGGUGGUGGUAAUGAACAUGAUACACGUUACAGAAGUUAUAGAACUGAUGAACCUUUUGGUCCAAGUGGUCAUUAUAUGACAGAACUUUAUAGUAAUCCAUAA
Molecule: messenger RNA, 597 nt
Organism: Cetraspora pellucida
Lineage: Eukaryota; Fungi; Glomeromycota; Glomeromycetes; Diversisporales; Gigasporaceae
Source: the annotation of a GenBank genome assembly